Messenger RNA from Poecile atricapillus (Black-capped chickadee), 4607 nucleotides. It is a transcript of the gene LRRC56, whose product is annotated as leucine rich repeat containing 56. The record is from RefSeq and is a predicted model, not a curated record. The transcript has 15 exons. Gene Ontology annotation, molecular function: protein binding. Bases 1277 to 3169 code for a protein of 630 amino acids. Lineage: Eukaryota; Metazoa; Chordata; Aves; Passeriformes; Paridae.
UUUUCAGUCAGACCAGACAAGGGGGAAGAAGAGAUGAAUGCUGUUGAAAUGGGAUUUGCAGAAAAGGCAAGUGGUGCAGCGACAGAAAAAUAUAUUCAAUUCGCAGACUUCUGUCAUCCCCCGGAUCUUUGGAUCAGUUGUUUUUCCCUCUCAGCCUCAUUCAUUGCUUCUGAGGAUGAACUUCUAAACACCUGCUGUGGUCGAAACUGUUCUUACAUCAUCUCCUGAACACAGUGACUUUAAUCACAUGAAAUCAUGAGGUUAAUGCCACAGUUGAGACUUCAAAGCUGUUUCUGCAGACCUGAGCUGAUUUUUUUUGGAAAAUGCUAUGGUAGCUGCUGGUUCUUAACCAAUAGAAGAAUUAGAAGAAUUACCAAAGAUGUCAGUAUUCUGCUUAACAUGCAAUACAAGAAGAUGGGAAAAUUUUCUAGCAGAACUGCUGUCUGGGUGGGGGUGGCAGUACCGUAGGAUGAGUUCUCCACUUAAUCUCAGAUUAGUUUUGAAUUUUGUCUUUUUGUAUAAAAUGGAGAUGAAUAUCCUUGUUCUGUAUUACCUACUUGAACCAGAUGACCUUUAAAAGGUCCAUUCCAACUCAAACUAUUAUAUGAUUCUGUGAUUCUAUGAAAUUGUUAGUUGUGCUAUAAAAGGGAUUCUCACAAGAAAAAAGGUGAUUACAGGGCUUACUAAUGAGAGUAAGAGAUCAGGCUACAAGGGGAGCUAUCUUCAGAGAGACACUCUGAACAAUCUUUCAGAAGGGGGGAAACACCAAGAAACAUCUAGAUGACUCUGAUGGGUUAUGUGCAAUAGCAGAAAACUUUCCUCUGACCAGAAAGUCCCUUCUGGUUCUGUGUUUCUGAGUUGGAGGACAAUGAAAUUCUUAAAUUUUAAUUCUGCCAGGAGCAACAGCAGUUAUCUAUUGAUUGAUAAUAUUAAUUAUAGACUGGAUUGAUUGGAUGUUGCUUGUGACUGAAUAAAACCAGAAGAACAGAUGAAAUAUCUUCUUGUAAAAUAAGACUCACAAAGAAGAAGCACGUUUAUCUUUGCUUGGCUUUCAGAGGAGGCUUCACCCAGUUCCUGGUCAUUUGGGUAGCACCAAUGGAAUUCAUCCAGAGUAACACAUUUUGUGGAGUUCCUGUAAAGGUGAGAUCAGAAUCAGGUCCACUGUCUCCAGGACAUGGAACAAUUAAAUAACACUAUGAGCACCUGUCAGACAAGAUAAACGAAGAUAAACGGCUGUGACUACUAAAUUAAAAUCUCUGUAGGAGAGGAAUGGGAAAUGAUGCAGAACAGCAGUGGCAUUGGAAGAAAAGGCUCAUUUGAAGACCAGGAGACUGAUUUGAAUUGGCAACGCAACGCAAAUCCCAGUCCGCUGAUUAAAGAUGAUGGAGAGCUGCUUAUGGAUGAGCAUCUUUCCCCCAGGAAACUGAAAAUUUUGGCAGGGGUAGAUGAUCUGCAGCAAGUGAAGGUCCUAGAGAUGCGAGUAGACACCAGAGAGAUCAGCUUGGGGAACUUUGGUGUGCAUCUGCCUAAUCUGAGAGAACUGAAGUUGAACAAUAGCUUGCUUACAUCUGUGAGGGAUCUUGGAACCUCAUUGUGCCAUCUCCGUGUCCUGUGGAUGGCUCGGUGUGGGCUCUCAGAUUUAGAUGGGAUCUCUUCCUGCAGCUCUCUAAAAGAACUCUACAUUGCUUAUAACAAUAUCUCUGACCUGAGCCAGCUGACCUGGCUGGACCACCUUGAGGUUUUGGACCUGGAAGGGAACAAUAUUGAGGACAUCAACCAGGUGCAGUACCUGCGACUUUGUUGCAAGUUAAGCCACCUGACAGUGGAGGGCAACCUUAUUUGCCUGAAGCCAAAUGCAGAAUCUGCAGAGGACCCAGACUAUAAUUACAGAGCAGAAGUAAAAAAACUCAUUCCCCACUUGAAGUAUUUGGACAGAAUACCAGCAAGUCAGACUGCUCUCCUUCCUUCCAAGAAGAUGCAUGAGCAUUCUCUAAUCAUCAAGAAAUCCAUCAAGGAAGGUGGUUUAGUCAAAGACAUUUCACAGUUAGGUCUGUAUCUUGGGGAAGUAGCAAAGCCAUCUGGAUGCAGCCCAAAACCCCCAACACCUUCCAGACCUGGAAAUGCAGAGUGUUCUGCUAAUGCAGGGACGUGUAGUGAUGCCAGCCUCUUGUCUGGUAGCUGUCCUCUUCCAGAUUCCACUGUUUUUCCUGAUAAGCUGUUCACAGAAGAUGACUCUAGUGAUUUGACACAUGGACUCCGUCAAGUUAUAUGUGGGAACCCCGCCAAGGCCCUCCAUGCAAGGAGGCAAAAGCUAGGUCCACCUCCUACUGUGAGUCCUUUGAAACCAUCCAGUCUGAUGACAGAAAACCUCUGUGGCUCUGGAGGAGGAAGAGAUCUGCACCAGGAAAAGGUGUCCCCUGACCUGGGAACAUGGACCGAGCAGCACAAGGGGUGCCUGCAAGCAGGUCAGCAAGGACAAACCAGCCAAGCAGUGAAGGUGAAUGAGGGUGAAGACUGGAGCCUGACUGAUAGCUCGGAAGAUUACUUGAGGGAGGCCUGUGAUAAGGAACUCAUUGAAAGGAUUCCACCUGAGCCUACUUCCCACUCCUCUACAGGUUCAUCCCAGGCUCAGGACGGUGCAGUGCCCUCCAACUCAAAACGUUAUCUAAUUCCAUCCCCUCCAAAAAACCCUUCACCUGCCUCUGCAGUGGAUGUUGCAGCAAGACCCUGGAAAACAAGGAGCCACAGGGGCCUAAAAACACCCAGCCAAGAGGAAGACAGGAAGUAUACAGAGCAAUGCCAGUCAAAGGCUCAUCAAGAGAAUUCAGCCCAGCCCCUGGACAAGCAACCUUCUCUCCUGGGCCUGCACAGCACACUGGCUGCCUCUGGAUCCCAAAGGCAGCACCAGCCUGUGGGCUGCAUCAGCCAGCAAAGGCCCAUUCCCGGACCAGCAGCUGUGGGGUCAUCAAAGAUCAGGCCCAUCAUGGAUGAGAGCCCUUCUAAAGAGAUCAACCACAAGCACCCAGCUGCCUGCUCAUCCACAAAAGCUUCGCAGAGGUUUAGGCCAAUUAAUUCUGCUUGGUCACUGACUGCCAGGUCCCUUCUGCAGUCAUUGCCAAAAAAAUCCACUGCCACAAAAACAUCUCGGAACAGAAGUCCUCAGUUCUAGAAGAUACCCAGUUGCCAGCACGUGUUGGAGCCAUGUACACAGUGCAGCCAUGAAGGAUCGAUGCUGUCCUGCAGCUUCUUCUGCAAGCUAAACACAGAGCAGUUCAAACAAAUAACGUGAUUUGCCUCAAUCCAGGAUACAGCUGCUCCAGAAAUAUUUUAAGAGCAACCACUGAUCAACCAAUGAGCUAAUGAACUUCUUUACAGAAAAAUGUGGUUAUUUUUGCAACCUAUAUGCACUAAAACAGAACAAAUCCUGUCAUACUUCCUCUCAUCCACACCAUACCCAGCUCUGUGAGUCAGGCAGGGACACCAAACAAAGCAGACCAUGGAGCCUGCUGUCUGCGGAGUGGGCUGGAGGAGGUGACCUACCAGCAGCCAGCAAUGUGUCUUUUGCAGUCCUGUAUGUUUAACAUGUGAGGGCCAAAAUCAUGGGCUUGAGAGGAAGUGUUGACCAGAGCAGGUUCUAAGGGAGGGGUGCAUUGCCUGAGGAGGAGCCCAGGAAGGCCAGAUGGUUUCAGAGUUUACGCCCCCACAGGAGCUCACCCUAUUCAUGGGCAUUGGAGUUUCUUGUAGGAUGCAUUGCUAUGGGAGCAAAUACUGGAUGAGUGGCUUAUCCCAAUAUUAACAUGUUUGCUUGCUCCAUAGCUACCUGGAAGGAUUUGUCUCACUUUCUCUGAAUAGACACUGCAUUCCAGAAUUUCUCUAGCAGAGCUGGCCUCUGUCACCAGGUGUCAGAGCACCCUCUGCAUGUGCCUUUCACCUCCAUCCCAUUUCUAGCAUUUUCAGAUCAAAUAGAAUUUCCAAUUUAUUAUAACUGGAUAAUUUUAAGAGAUGAUGCAGCAAAGCAGGGAAGUAAGGGAAUAAUCUCUUGUUUUUUCAAUAGGACGUUUGCUUCAUGUCCGGGUAAGAUCCAAAACAUCUGUUUUAGUGACUGCAGUCUGUGAGAUGCUGUUCCAAAUGACUGUGUCUUACAACUUUAUGGAUGUUGCAGUCUGAAACCAAGCAUCAUCACAUUUUUUCCAGUUUAAAAUACUAUGUUAGAUUACAUUUUUAAAAUCAGUUUAUAAAACUGUAAUUACACAAUGAUUUAAGGAAUUAGUUUAUGCUUUCUUUCUGCUGGCCAUCUUAACUUAGAGAAGCAGAAUAAUAGACAAAGCCCUAAAACUUCCUUUUUCAUGGUGCUCCUUGCACCACUUUAUCUUAUAAAACAGUCUGGAGCUUGAAGCAAGUUUGCUCAGUUUUGGUGUGUCCUAGCAGAAAUCAUGUAUCAAAAAUCAUUUCAAUUUAUGUGGUAUGUGAUUUUUUGCAAUACUAUGGAUGCAGGCAGGAUUUCACCCAGCAACAGUGCCUGUAUCCUUAAAUAGGCUCCUAAAUUUGACUUUUUGCCAGUGCCACUGACCAUACUAUCACACACCAAAAAAAGCUGGCCUUGUAAA